CCUCGUGGUGGCCAAUUUUUCGCGACGUCAGAAUCCUCAACACCGGCUGGGAUUUCUCUUAGUUCUUCGGGAACGCGAGAACGAGGUGUACGUUCAUCGAAUCAGCAUCAUACAAUCAAAAUGCCCCGCGAACGUUCUUUCAUCAUGAUCAAGCCUGACGGCGUCCAAAGAGGACUCGUGGGCGAAAUCAUUUCCAGGUUCGAGAAAAGGGGCUACAAGCUGGUAGCGAUGAAGUUCAUGCAGGCUUCAAAAGAACACUUGGAGAAGCACUACGCCGACCUUGUCGGAAGGCCGUUCUUCAAUGGCCUUGUCCAGUACAUGUCCUCUGGGCCAGUUGUUCCCAUGGUUUGGGAGGGCGACGAUAUUGUCGAUACUGGCAGAGCCAUCAUUGGUGCGACAAACCCACUUCAGUCUGCACCCGGUACCAUUCGAGCUGAUUACUGCAUUAAGGUUGGCCGUAACGUGAUUCACGGUUCAGACUCUGUUCCAUCGGCUGAAAAGGAAAUUGCCCUCUGGUUUAAACCCGAAGAGAUCGCCGAUUACCAGAACUGCACCGAGAGUUGGAUCUAUGAAUGAUCUGCAGAUGCCAGUGGUCAAUAGUGGAUAUAUUUAAAUAAUACACUCGCCUUGAUCGAAAAAGUUCACUUCUCUGAAAAUGAGAACUGACGAAUUCAACUACUAAAUAAUAAAUGACUUAUUCUAUCGGAUGCACUAUCUUCUUCGGGACCAAC
Messenger RNA from Varroa destructor (honeybee mite), 731 nucleotides. RefSeq names its product nucleoside diphosphate kinase (gene awd). The record is from RefSeq and is a predicted model, not a curated record. Lineage: Eukaryota; Metazoa; Arthropoda; Arachnida; Mesostigmata; Varroidae. Gene Ontology annotation, molecular function: nucleoside diphosphate kinase activity. Gene Ontology annotation, biological process: CTP biosynthetic process; GTP biosynthetic process; UTP biosynthetic process.